This is a messenger RNA of Drosophila simulans, 1423 nucleotides long. RefSeq names its product transcription factor Ouib (gene nom). The record is from RefSeq and is a predicted model, not a curated record. Gene Ontology annotation, molecular function: RNA polymerase II cis-regulatory region sequence-specific DNA binding; DNA-binding transcription factor activity; zinc ion binding. The coding region runs from base 199 to 1311 and encodes 370 amino acids. Gene Ontology annotation, biological process: regulation of transcription by RNA polymerase II. NCBI's taxonomy places the organism in Eukaryota, Metazoa, Arthropoda, Insecta, Diptera, Drosophilidae. The transcript is spliced from 5 exons. Gene Ontology annotation, cellular component: nucleus.
AGUAGUUCAAAACACUCAGUCAAAUAAAACCGAAAUUCAUUUAGUCAUCCCAAUUUAGGUUUUUUAUUAACUACAUGAGAAAUAAGUAUCCAAACUGCAAUAUUUGAAAUUCUUCACUGGCAGUGUGUGCGCUUCGCUGUGAAUGGACAUUAGCCCCAACCAACUUUUUAUUUCAUUUGUUUAAACCGAAAACGUGAAAUGUUAAUAAAUGUGUGCCGAGUUUGCGGCAGGAGCCGGCUAUGCCCCAAAGCCGUGGAGCUCUUCAAGCCCGGCAGACAGGCUAUUCUUCGCCGCAUCCAACUUAUAACCGGAAUUCGCCUUCAGCAGAUUCCCAAUGCUCCGGAUAUGGUGUGCUUUUGCUGCCAGAUCGAUCUCCAAUCGGCCACAAUUUUCCGGAGGCAGUGCAUACUGCAGCAGAAGAAAUGGGUGCCAUUACAGCACAGCGAUGAAGUGGGGGCCAGCGAGGAAAAGAAGGUGGAACCCAAUGAUCCCUCAACCAAGAAGAAAACGACCCAGCGUCGAAAGGGGCGACCCAGGAUGCCACUGGAAAUUGUGGAUAUUGUCGUAGCGAACGGGAAUAAGGCUUCAGCAGAUGCACCAGUUGGUGGUGAUGAAUUUGAUCAGCCGGUGGAGAUCUCCAAUGAACCGGAUGCCACCGAUAGCGAUGUUAACCUGGAGGAAAUAGAUCUUCCGGAUGAGGAUGGCUUGGAGUCGGAUCACGAUUUACCGAAUGUUCAAAUCCACAAGUGCGACACUUGUGGAGAAAUCAAAAACAAUAAAUCAUCUCUGGUCAGGCAUCAGUUUGAACAUAAUGGACUAAGACCAUAUCCCUGCAAGGAGUGUCCAAAGACCUUUUUGUCACCGAGUGAUCUGAAGGCACAUAAUCUCACCCACCACACAUUGGAGCCCCCGUUCGCCUGUCGCUACUGCGAUCGUCGCUACUUCUCCGUGGUGGGCAGGAAGAAGCACGAGCGGGUCCACACCAACGAGCGACCAUUUGUGUGCGAUCAUUGCGGCAAGGCCUUCACCAGGACCUGCAUCCUGAAGGCUCACAUGGCGUCCCACCAAGUUGUGAGGAAGUAUAGUUGCGAUGUCUGCGAUCGUUCGUUCAGCCUGAAGAAACAUCUCGCUACGCACUUCAUCUCCAAUACCCACAAGCGGAAUGCUAAAGCCGUCACCUCGUCGUCGGAGUACAUGUCCAUGCUCAGUUUUGAAUCUGAUGAAACCUGGUUCCAAGGCACCCCACUGACCAGUUCCGUUGACGAAGAUCUGGUGCAGUCGCAAUUCGACCUGUUGUGUCAGGAAGUUUGAUUCAUCUCAAGAUGCCAUUUGAUUUAUCAAAAUACCAAAAAAAAUUAAAUUUAGGUAAGAGCUAAUCUGCAAAGACUUAGUAACAGCUGAAACCACAAAAGACAAUAUCAAA